Messenger RNA from Rangifer tarandus platyrhynchus (Svalbard reindeer), 1893 nucleotides. Lineage: Eukaryota; Metazoa; Chordata; Mammalia; Artiodactyla; Cervidae. The record is from the annotation of a GenBank genome assembly.
AUGGCAUCUGGAUCCACCAUAAUGGACCCCAUCUGUCUGGUAAGAAACCAGAACAACCAGCUGACAGUAAAUCCCAGAGCACUGAAGAUUCUGGAGCAGAUAUCUCAGCCUGUGGUGGUGGUGGCCAUCGCAGGGCUGUAUCGGACCGGAAAGUCCUACCUGAUGAACCGCCUGGCAGGACAGAACCACGGUUUCCGUCUGGGCUCCACAGUCAGGUCUGAAACCAAGGGCAUCUGGAUGUGGUGUGUGCCCCACCCCUCCAAGGAAAACCACACCCUGGUCCUUCUGGACACUGAGGGUCUGGGCGAUGUGGAGAAGGGGGACUCCAAGAAUGACUCAUGGAUCUUUGCCCUAGCCGUGCUCCUGAGCAGCACCUUUAUCUACAACAGCAUUAGCACCAUCAACCACCAGGCCCUGGAGCAGCUGCACUAUGUGACUGAACUAACAAAGUUAAUCAGAACCAAAUCAUCUCCCAGCUCUGACGAAGAAGAGGACUCAGCCAAGUUUGUGAGUUUCUUUCCAGACUUCAUCUGGACUGUGCGGGAUUUCAUGUUGGAACUGGAGUUUGAUGACUACCCCAUCACUGAAGAUGAGUACCUGGAGAAUGCCUUGAAGUUGAUUCCAGGCAAGGAUCCCCAAAUCCAAAAUUCCAACAUGCCCAGAGAGUGUAUUAGGAAAUUUUUUCCAAAAAGAAAGUGCUUUGUCUUUGACCGGCCUACAAAUGAUAGAAGGCUAUUACUCCAUAUUGAGGAACUAUCAGAUGACCAAUUGGAUGUGAAUUUUCAGAAGCAAUCAAAAGAUUUUUGCUCAUAUGUCUUCACCCAUGCAAAGCCCAAGACCCUAAGAGAAGGAAUCACUGUCACUGGGGGAGGGUUGGGGACUCUAGUGGAGGCCUACGUAGAUGCCAUCAACAGUGGAGGAGUUCCCUGUUUGGAGAAUGCGGUAAUAACUCUGGCUGAGCGUGAGAACUCAGUAGCCGUGCAGAAGGCAGCUGAUCACUACAGUGAACAGAUGACCCAGCGACUGAACCUUCCCACAGACACGCUCCAGGAGCUGCUAGAGGUGCAUGCAGCCUGUGAGAAGGAAGCCAUUGCCAUCUUCAUGAGGGACUCCUUCAAGGAUGACAGGCAGAUGUUCCAGAAGAAGCUCACGGACAUCAUGGAGAAAAAGAAGGACAGUUUCAUGAUCCAGAGUGAAGAGGCUUCUGUCAAAUAUUGUGAGGCUGAGCUUAAGCAGCUUUCAGAAUCCUUAAUGAAAAGUAUUUCAGGAGGCACAUUCUUUGUUCCUGGAGGACACAGUCUCUAUUUAGAAGCAAGGAACAAGUUUGAACAAGACUAUAAACUGGUUCCCAGGAAAGGAGUUAAGGCAAACCAGGUCCUCCAGAGCUUCCUGCAGUCACAGCAAGGAGUAGAGGAAGCCAUCCUGAAGGCAGACCAGGCCCUCACUGAUGGGGACAAGGCCGUGGCAGCUGAGUGUGCCAAGAAGGAUGCAGCUGAGAGGGAACAGGAGCUGCUAAGACAGAAACAGAUUGAAGAGGAACAGAAUCUGGAGGCACAAGAGAGAAGCUUCAAGGAAAACCUGGCCCAACUGCAAGAGAAGAUGGAUAGGGAAAGAGAAAGCCUUCGGAGACAGCAGGAAAUGAUGCUGGAGCACAAGCUGAAGAUGCAAAAAGAGUUACUCACAGAAGGAUUCAAAAAGGAAGCUGAGGCAUUAAAUAAAGAGAUAGCUCAACUAAAAGAAGGUAUUCAAACAACUGAAAAGUCCUUCAAUAUUUCAGAUGUCCUUGAUAUGGCAAGUGUGACAUUAAUUGCAGUACUCCCUGGGGCUUAUAAAGUAGCUGGUAUGGGACUGAAACUUCUCAGUGAUCGUAUGAAAGCGGCUGAGAAACCCUAG